CAAGCAAAUCGGCAAGAUGAAGAACGACAAAGAGACGUUUUUCUUCGGCGAUAAAGAAUACUGGCUGGACGCUUACUACGACGACAAGAGCGAGACCUGGAUCAGAAGGACCACUCGGGAACCCAUUAUUUGGGAACAGAUCUUCCCGCAACUUGACCUGAUCCCGGGCAUGACGAUCAACCUCGAAGUCGUCCGGGAGAUUGACACGAAGCAGCGCUGUCUGACGGUCAAGUUCAACGACAAACACCCAGAGCUCUUGGAGGUUGCGAAGGCCAAGUGUAGCGACAAGAAGCAGAUUGCAUGCAAGCUAGGAUUUUAUACAAACAAAUGCCGGGACAACAAAAAGAAUGUGUGCUGCUUCUCUCCCACUUCAGACUUCUUCCUGAAGAACACUUACGCAGGUCCCGGCAGCACCCUUGGAGAGGCAGAUGCAAAUUGUUUCCUGGAGAUUAUCAAAGGGGCGACGACUGUCGUAGAGCCGUGUGAUAAAGUGCUGGCCACUCUAGAGCCGACCGCCGACGCCAACACGAAGCUGAAGAUUCCCUUCCGCAUCGGUUCGUCCUUCUUCUACGUCGACGACAAGCCGUGCAUCGGGAAGGGCGAUCGCAAGGCCGUCAUCUCCGACAGGAAGGUCAACGACUUCAUCUCUCGCUACCUGGUCAUGGCCAACCUCAUGAAGGCCGGGACGUACGACUCGUUUCUCUUCGGCCUUCAAUACAAGGGCCACAUCCACAAGCUCAUCUGGCAGAAUGGUCGGCCCUACGACUACUACAACGAGACCUUCUGGAACGGCUACGAGCCCAACUUCGAUAAUUUCGGCGACAGCGACAAACCCGUGUGCGGCCACUACGUCGUCUCGCCGAUCGAGUACGAGUAUAAGUGGGAACUCACGGACGUCUGCGCACCGUCAGCGAAGGAGCCCGCCGUCUGUGAGCUGCCCAUCCGUUUCACUGACCUCAUGCCGACGACGAAGAAGGUGGCGUGCGGGAUGCGUCACCGACGGGGCGUCCUGGCGCGUUCGGCCUACGCCUCCGGCCACGAACUGCAGGCGCUCUACGGAGAAUUCCCCUGGCAGGCGGCCAUCUAUAAGGUUCGAAAUCUUGGUGGUUUGCAAAGUACCUUCGUCUGUUCUGGCGUCCUCAUCGACAAGUCCUUCGUCAUAACGGCCGCGCACUGCGUCGUAGGACCUUCCAAGGACUUCACGGUGGUGCUUGGGGAGUACACAGUCGGGGGCGGAACCAGCAUUUUGGAGACACAGGUGACGGGCGUGAGCGACAUCCUCGUCUAUCCAGGUAAAAGAUGCGUUCUAAAUUCAUCUUCACUUCCCCCCACCCCCCACUUUUCUCUUCAUUCUCUGUACAAGGUUUCAGGUAGAGUUCAGUGUCAGUUUCAAAAAAUACUUUUUAUAUAA
Molecule: messenger RNA, 1411 nt
Organism: Penaeus indicus
Lineage: Eukaryota; Metazoa; Arthropoda; Malacostraca; Decapoda; Penaeidae
Exons: 9
Coding region: 17-1411 (464 amino acids)
Biological process (GO): proteolysis
Molecular function (GO): serine-type endopeptidase activity
Source: RefSeq, a predicted model, not a curated record